Molecule: messenger RNA, 1059 nt
Organism: Lithohypha guttulata
Lineage: Eukaryota; Fungi; Ascomycota; Eurotiomycetes; Chaetothyriales; Trichomeriaceae
Exons: 2
Coding region: 1-1059 (352 amino acids)
Source: RefSeq, a predicted model, not a curated record
AUGGCACAACGAGCACAAGAGGCGUCUGUGGGCCACCUUGUUCGCGUGGGAAGGGUGAGGCACAUGGCUCUGCAGCUUGGAAGACCCCGUAUGGUCAAUGUAUCUGACUGUACAAUAUCCGCUCCUCUCGAUUGCGACCUGCCUAGAGAGCCAUCGAAAACUUUGUUUCGAGCCUUCACCUGUGGCGAUCGGCCGUCACUAUACCGAGUUGCAUUGCUCAAAUAUCAGAUAGCACAGUGGAUCCACGAUGCGAUGUCUCGAGGAGCAUUCAACCGAGAUUUCAACGAUUUGUCUGCGAUAGGGGUUCUUCACAAGCACGUAACCGAUUUGCUAGCUAACCUACCAUCCACUCUGCAAUCCGUCGCGCCUGACACAAGUUGGGAUUUGCAAAUCCCAGAACUGCGGAAGCACAGACUCAAUGCGGCAAUUAUCGUGGACGCAGUCUUGUUGGCCUUGCAUCGGCCUCAUGCGGCCAAGUAUCGGAAAAGUUUAGACGAGGCCAUGAAUGCCGCAAUCAGACUCCUCAAUUACUCGCAAAAACUCUUCGAGGCAACUGAGCCGCACCACCACAGGACCUACACAUUGAUCUUCUACACAAUUGAUGCAGGUAUCUCCCUAGCUACUCUGCUUGCAAGGUUUCCACGAGACAGCAUCGAUCGACGCUCAGAAGCCAUAGAGGCAUUGACACUAUCAGUCUCUCGGCUGAGCGUCCUGCGGCAGAGGAAUGUGGCUGCCAUUGCUGGGGAAAGUGUGCUAAACAAAUUCUUAGAGAUACUACAACCUUCAUCUCCACAACACAGUCUGACUACAGUCAAUGGAUCAACUCAUGCAGCUGGUCCCCAACAGCAGUGGAUCCCGGCUCAAAGCUAUGGUGAUGAAGUAAAUGGUGUGCUGAACGAAGGUCAGCCUGAUCGCUUGACCGAUGAGAACAGGUUUUGGGAAGAAGUGCUGGCAACUGACUUUACAUCUAACUGGCUGCAACAGUUCGACCUUGGGCUUGGGGGUAAUCUGGAUAUGACAGAAGAUGGCUUCAUGUGGGACACCUUGCGCAGGUGGUGA